This is a messenger RNA of Coffea eugenioides, 1581 nucleotides long. RefSeq names its product type IV inositol polyphosphate 5-phosphatase 11. Gene Ontology annotation, cellular component: plasma membrane. Gene Ontology annotation, biological process: response to salt stress; response to jasmonic acid; response to auxin. The record is from RefSeq and is a predicted model, not a curated record. The transcript is spliced from 7 exons. NCBI's taxonomy places the organism in Eukaryota, Viridiplantae, Streptophyta, Magnoliopsida, Gentianales, Rubiaceae. The coding region runs from base 345 to 1391 and encodes 348 amino acids. Gene Ontology annotation, molecular function: phosphatidylinositol-3,4,5-trisphosphate 5-phosphatase activity; phosphatidylinositol-3,5-bisphosphate 5-phosphatase activity.
CCUGCAUUGAUACUAUAAAUUUGCUGCACAAGUUCCAUCUGCUAGUAAUUCCUCAAGAUUUCUCGAAGAGGGAUGUCACUAUCAAGUUUGACACUUGAAAAGUUCCCCGAAGGCUCCAAUGGCCUAACUUAAUUUGGACAGCACACAAUUGAGUUUGAAAUCCUCAAAAUCAAACAGCUUAACCAGUUUUCUUUCCAAUUCUGAAUUCUCCACCGCCCAGUUUACCAAAAUUUUCCUCAUCUAUAUAUGAACAUAUGCCAUCAAAAUUUGAAGCCCUCCAGUGAUCUGUUUCUCUUACAGCUAAAGCUAAUAUUGUAUGAAGGUCAGAAAGCACACCAACAUCAAUGGAAGGGCUCUGCGGUAUUUUCUGUACAAGACUAAGCAGAAAAACGAAGAAGAUGAUCAAGCAGAAAACAGCGGCGAGUAUAAUUGACAGCGAUGACAGGACUCAUGAAGGCGUUAGAACUGUGGAUACCGGCAAUUGCUGUGAGUUCUCCGGCCAUUCUGACGUUUGCCUUUGCAUAGUGACUUGGAAUAUGAAUGGACAGGUAUCCUCAGAAGAUAUAAACAAGCUGGUUGGUAAAAUUCGGAAGCUGGAUCUUCUUGUGAUUGGUCUGCAAGAGGUGCCUCGGGAGAACAUUGCCCAACUAUUGAAGAAUGUCUUAGCUGAUACUCAUAUCCUUCUGGGGGAAGCUAUAAUGCAAUCACUGCAGCUGUUCGUAUUUGGACCGAAACAUUCUCAGCAGUUUGUAAGAGGAAUAAAGGUGGAUAAGCAGCCUGUUGGUGGGCUUGGAGGGCUGAUCGGGAGAAAGAAAGGAGCUGUUGCUAUCAGAAUUAAGUACAAGGGAAUACAAAUGCUGUUUGUUUCUUGCCAUCUUGCUGCACAUGUUGGCAAUGUGGAAGAGAGAAACGACCAGUUCAGGCACAUAUCACGCUCCAUCUUCUCCAAGGAUUGGAACCCCAAUGCCACACCCGCCCAACUCACCGUAUGGUUGGGAGAUUUCAACUAUAGACUUGAAGGAAUUAAUACAUUUCCGGCUAGAGAUUUGAUACACGAAAACCUUCAUGAACUGCUGACUAGCAAGGACCAACUUCUGCAAGAAGCUGAAAGAGGGCAAAUUUUUAAUGGAUUUCGAGAAGGAACAUUAUCGUUUAAACCAACAUACAAGUACAAUAUAGGAAGCAGCAAUUACGACACUAGUUACAAGGUUCGGGUUCCAGCGUGGACAGAUCGCAUAUUGUUCAAGAUUGGCGAUCAUGACCGCAUAAGGGCAACAUUGCAUUGCUAUGAUUCUAUGGAUACCAUCAGCAGUUCUGAUCAUAAACCCGUGAAAGCCCAUAUCUGCUUAAAUGUGAACAGGCAGUCAUCCCACCCAAGGAUAGAGCAAUGAGCUGCUCAAUUCCAAAAUUUUCUAUUCAUUUUGUCCAGAAUCUGACGUAACAUAUUGCAUGAUUACUUUGUACUAACUAAUGCAAAUGCAACUGUAUAUGCUCAGUUUAUGAGCUUAUGUAGUCCAUUUUUCAGAACUUAUUACAGUAAUGCUGGUAAAAGAAGGGAACUCAGUUAUUUAAUUUUUUUUU